Molecule: messenger RNA, 4420 nt
Organism: Pocillopora verrucosa
Lineage: Eukaryota; Metazoa; Cnidaria; Anthozoa; Scleractinia; Pocilloporidae
Source: RefSeq, a predicted model, not a curated record
UGUAGUAACGACCCAAGUUCAGUGUUUUGUAUGUAGAAGCGAAACCUCCUUCUUGCUGACGCACUAACGAAAUGGCGACUGCUAACCAAGUGCUCAGUUCAACGAAUGAAAACGAAAAUUAUCAGCGUCUUUCUCGACUGAUUAUACGUGCGGGUACCGAGUUAUUGAGAGCACUGUUUGACUCCAUUUACCCACCAAGAAGUCUUGCUCUUGCCAACAAACUGAGUGAUUCUACUACCAGGAAAAAGUUGCGGGACAUUCUUCUCAAGCCUCAACGUGAUCUUGUUUAUCCAGCACCAGGAUUGUUCGGAGAAUCAAGAGACUUUGACAUCAGCCUCCUUUCUCAACUACUAAAAACUCUUUGUCCGACGCAACUACCUCCUCUGGGCAGCGGAUGGAAUAAUCCCCCAAGUACAGGUGAUUUUAGCUUGACUGCAGACAUCGUCAGAAUUAAGUUUUACCGCAAUGAUAUUAUUCAUAAGUUUCACAGUGGAGAGUUGAGUGAUGCAGAAUUUUGUUCCCUCUGGGAUGAAAUCAAAAUAGUCCUUUUACGUAUAGCUUCCCAUAUCAGCGCAGAAGCAAAACUGGAAUGGGAAGAAGCAAUCAACAGGCUGCGGCAUGAUCCCUUAACCCCAGAGGCUGCAAGGAAUGUCGAGGAACUACAGGAAAUGUAUCAGAAGGACAAAGACACAAAAGAAAGUCUUGCAUCAGGGUUCGCUCGAGUGGAGAGGCAAAUUCAAAUUUCCUCUGAAGAAGGAAAGGAACGAUUUGAUAGAAUGGAGAAUGAAAUUGAACAGCUUCGUGAAGUGAUGAAAAAUCGGGCUGGCUCCUCAGCGGCAGAAGGAGGAGCUCCUCUUCGUAUUAUCAUCGAUGUCAGAUCCAUGACAAGCCGCAGCUCUCAAGAGGAAGCUCCAACGACGACGAUAUCCUCUCAUGCGCAGCCAACUGCCUCAGCCGACGAACCUCCGGCAACUUUGACAAUCACAGCUGAUCGGUCCGUACAAAGAAUAGCCUUGGAAAUACGUCGACAUUACGAUUCAUCAACAGGUGAGGAAAACGGAUUUGUUCAACAUCUGGAGGAUGUUAACCAAGUCCUUAUUGUGAAUGUCAAUCUCGGUAGCUUGGUGCUAACAGUCAAAUGCAGCUCACUGGAAAUUCUAGAACGACUCUGGCAAGAUUACUCCAGUGGUCAUCUCGGUAAAGUAGCUCAAGAAUUCCUCGUGAACGAGAGAGUGCUGGAAGAUCUUGGACUCGCUGAACUUAAACUCAGGAUCGCUAUUUCGGAGAAGGAUUACCAGGAGGGUCGGAGGCACUUUGCUAAGUGUGCAGGUUCUGAUUACUCUGAGGAAACAGAAGGAGGACAAAAAGGAGAUGGCAAGGAAGAGGAAUACAUACCUUCUCAGCAUUUCACAGGUAUUAAACAAAAUUUAUCUCUUCUUCCCCGAACGGUACCACAUUUCGUCAAUCGCGAAACAGAAUGCGACAAAAUCAGAGAAUACCUUUCUUCACUGCACGAUUGCAGAUGCCUUCUCAUACAUGGUGCCACUGGCAUGGGGAAGACAACUGUGGCGAUUAAAGUGGCAAACGACAUACUGAAUUCUGACGGACGUACUGUGGUGAUCUACGUCAACUGUAGAAACAUAAAACUAUUUGAUGAUUUUGCAAAGGAGGUUCUUCAGCAAGUAUAUCACUUUCCUGUGGAGAAUCCAAUAGCUGAGCUGAAAAAUCGCUUGAAAAGCCAAGAUUUUUACACGAUUUUGUUAUUGGAUAAUUUUGAAUUUCUUCUUCAUUUGGAUGACAGAAUGCAGCUCCCCGAAAAUGAAUUGUCACUCCAGCAGAUGAACCCAUCUGAGGAAGGAUCGAGGAUUAAGAAACUAAUCAAUGAAAUUUUAAAGGUUGCAGGCAAAGUCAAGCUUCUCCUCACUUCUUCAGAGAAAGUUUGUUUUCCGGAGGCAGGUCGAGAAAUGGUUCAUCUGUCGCCUUUUAAGCCAGAAGAAUCCGUUGAGCUUUUUAAAAGAGUUUGGAAGGAUAGGCAAGUCGACACAACCCAAGCACAUGGCUUGUCAGAGAUUUGCAGUGGUAUUCCCCUGGUCCUUUACACCCUGGCCUCCUCCCACAAUAACCUGCUAAGUCUCUUGAAAGAGAUGACCUGUUCUUCGCCUCAAGAAAAAUUCGAGUUCUUGACAAAGAUUCAAACGGUAUCGGAGAAUAUGAAGAUCAACGUUUGUAUCGAUUAUUGCUUCGAGAGGCUUGUUUCGAAAGAAAAGUGUGCCCUUAUCAGAUUUGCAUUACUUAGAAGGCGUUUUUCUCUGUGUGAAGCAGAGAAAAUAUUUCAAUCAACGGAGAUGAGUGCGUCCCAGCUCAGACGAUGUGGACUGGAACUGUCCCAGCGAUCACUUUUAGAAGAACACAUUAUUGGGGAUGAAUGCUCCUAUACCCUCCUUCGAGUAAUUCGUGAUUAUUGUGAAACUAAAGCAAUGGAGCAGGAGUUUUGUGAAGUGAUCCUAGAUGCUCGGAGGGCGUUUAUCCUUCAUUUUUUAACCUUUCUGGAAGACAUCUUUAAAAUGUUCCUGAGCCAGAACGCGUCAGAAGCUAUUGCAGCCUUUCAGAAAGAUGAGGCAAAUGUCAUGCAGCUCGUUGAAUGGUGCAGAAAUGGUCAAAUGGAUGAAGAACAAACAGGAAAGUGCAUUGAUGUUUUCAACAACGUGGCGGAGCUACUGGCGAAGAUGAUGGCAAAGGCCAAAUUUAAAUUUGCCUUUGAAUCUUUACGAACGAGAUGCGAACAGAUGGAAGAUCAGACGAGACUGAGCGAUUGCCUCACAUCCUUGGGGAUGAAAGAAGUAUUCAGCUGCUCCUGUCCUCCAAUUGGUCUGUGUGCUUCCGCCGCUGAAAGAGCCAAAGAAUACUUCACGAGGGCUGACCAAAUCCAGGAUAAUCUUGGAGUUAGAACCGGUAACAGCCGAGCUCAGUGCCUUGCCAAACUUGGUCGAUGUCUCGCCAAAGAAGGCUAUUUUGAGGAGGCAAAUGAAAAAGUCCAACAGGCAAUCAACAUUCGAUGGGCUCAAGGAGAGAAUGACAUCGUUAUGCUCGGUGCAACGUUUAAUGAUCAGGGAGUGAUCCUUUCGCUCGAGGAAAAUCAUGAGCAGGCAAUCAAGGUCAGAGAAGAACAGACGCUACCCAUUUACAGAAGAACACUGGGUGAACAUCCUUUCACUGCAACUAUCCUCAACAAUCUGUCAAACAAUUAUUAUGCCCUGAGAAAGUACAACGAUGCAGAACGAUAUUCGAAAGAAGCGUUGGAGAUUCGGCUCAAGUUGCUGAAGGACCAUCGAGACACCGCUAAGUCGCUUUUUGACCUUGCGAUGGUCCAUAAAAUGAAGGAAGAACUCGAACCAGCCAAGGAUUGUCUUGAAAGAUGCGAGGCCAUGCAAAAGAAAAUAUUGGAUGAGGGAAACGACGCUUUUAAAAGGACCAGGAACGAAUUGGAAGAAGUAAAGAGGCAUCUAUUGGGAGCCAUGCAAGGGAACUCCUGAAAUCCGGUAACAAACUCUGACAGAGAAUCUCUUGAUGUGAACCGUCUAACCUUGUCCAGUUCUGAGUGUCUUCAAGUGUAACAAGGCAGCACUCCUUCGAGGUUCCGCAAGAAUGAUGAUACAGUCACUUCUACGUGGGUCUCCUCGUAAGAAAUCGUCUUAGUUUAAAAUCUAGGUAAUUAUGGAACAUUCUUUCUCCGUCACUGACAUCUCUAUUUUUGUCGAAUUUGAGUCUGUUAUGAUCAUGCAUCAGUUACAUUAAGCAUUCUGUCAUUAACUGCAUCAGACUUGAAAACAAGGGCUGAACAUUCAAAUGAUAGUUGCAAUUAUUAUUAUAUUGAACGUCUUAGGUCAAGUCUCACAUCACUGGACCGUUUUAGUUUCUUCGUAAUGGUGUAAAUAGGUUUGGUUUAAAGAAAAUGCCGUUGUUCUGGACAAGUGAGUCUUGCUAUUUCCAUAGAUCCUAACCGGGAAGAUUAUUUCUAGGCGUGGUCCUGUCAGUUUAGGGCUAAUGAUUGUAUAUAUGUAUAGAUAUUUAGGAACUUUUCGGCGUGUUCUAUACUGAUUCAAUUCAAUUUAGAAUAGGUGGUAUUUCACUAAAAAUGAAACAGGAAUCGCAAUUGAUGGAGGGUAGCCUAUCCAAGACAUUCAAGGAAUUUUAGAUAUCUUGCCCGUGUAACGUGUAAGUGUUUUACUGACAUUAUAAUAAUGAGAAUGGUAACUGUUAAGUAUUGCUGACUUUUAUUAUACACCAUUAGUUUGAGUUAAGAACCCCAAAACAGAAUUUGUGAUGUAGUUGACAGCUUUCAAAUUCCUUGUUAACUUUUAAAUAGAUUAAAUAACUGAAAUAAUUCAACAGGGUCAGUAAAACGCUUCAAAAACGACAA